Messenger RNA from Osmerus eperlanus (European smelt), 1036 nucleotides. Its product is annotated as succinate dehydrogenase [ubiquinone] iron-sulfur subunit, mitochondrial-like. Gene Ontology annotation, biological process: tricarboxylic acid cycle; aerobic respiration; respiratory electron transport chain. Lineage: Eukaryota; Metazoa; Chordata; Actinopteri; Osmeriformes; Osmeridae. Gene Ontology annotation, molecular function: 2 iron, 2 sulfur cluster binding; electron transfer activity. Bases 87 to 932 code for a protein of 281 amino acids. The transcript has 8 exons. Gene Ontology annotation, cellular component: mitochondrial membrane. The record is from RefSeq and is a predicted model, not a curated record.
AAUAUCACGUCAAGCAGGCGGGUAGGUAAAAAGACUGGAGUUUCUCGGUCUUGUAGUCAGUAAAAUAUUGACGCGGUAUCAGAAAGAUGUCGGUAGUCUGCAUCUCUGUUGGAAGAAAAGCAGUUGCGUUUAAGAACGCAGGUGCAAUGGUGAUGGUGCGCUGGGCCCAGACAGCUGCUGCCUCUGUUCCUCAGCCCAGGAUAAAGAAAUUUCAGAUCUACCGCUGGGAUCCUGACACAACUGGUGAUAAACCACGCAUGCAGACCUAUGAGAUCGACCUCAACAACUGUGGACCUAUGGUGCUGGAUGCCCUAAUUAAAAUCAAGAAUGAGAUGGACCCCACUCUCACUUUCAGGCGUUCCUGCCGAGAAGGUAUCUGUGGCUCAUGUGCCAUGAACAUCAAUGGAGGCAACACCCUGGCUUGCCUGAACAAAAUAGACUCCAACACAAGCAAAGCAACCAAAAUCUACCCCCUUCCACACAUGUAUGUCGUCAAAGAUCUGGUGCCGGACAUGAGUAACUUCUAUGCCCAGUACAAAUCCAUCGAGCCCUACCUGAAGAAGAAGGACGAAUCACAGGAGGGCAAGGAACAGUAUCACCAAACAGUAGAAGACAGGCAAAAACUGGACGGCCUGUAUGAGUGUAUUCUAUGUGCCUGCUGCAGCACCAGCUGCCCCAGCUACUGGUGGAACGGUGACAAAUACCUGGGACCUGCUGUACUCAUGCAGGCGUAUCGUUGGAUGAUCGACUCUCGUGAUGAGUUCACGGAGGAGCGUCUGUCCAAGUUGCAGGACCCCUUCUCCCUCUACCGCUGUCACACCAUUAUGAACUGCACUAAGACCUGCCCUAAGGGACUUAACCCAGGAAAAGCUAUUGCAGAGAUCAAGAAAAUGAUGGCGACCUACAAGGAGAAGAAGUCGGCUACCUUGUGAACGCGUUCAACAUCCACCUCAAAUUUUCUAACUUAACUCCUCAAUUAUAUUUUAGGCCAUACUGAAACUUCCAUUGCACACUUGACUUUCAAGUCAAGUACAUA